CUGUGAGGCUUUGCUUUAAAGUUUCCCUCCUGGUGUUGCAUAAGACGUCUACGGUUGUUUUAUUUUUCUUAUUUGACACAGGGCAGUACAGAUUGAUUUCAAAUUAACCAGAGAAAUAUGGCAAAGAAACUUUUCACAUUUUCCAGGACUUUUUUACAAGGACUUUCUUUCCGGGACAAGAAGAAGAGAGAUGAUGAAACCAGUGCUUUGCUACCGAAGACAGGCAAUCCAAAUGUACAAGGCUCUCCUUUAUAUCCCACAAGAGAAGAAACUGGCUGUCACAGGAAAGAGAAAGGACAGUGGUGUUUUGGACAGUCUUCCCAUCAUCACCUGGACUCACUUAGCCGCUGUGUUAAAUACCUGACCCUUGUUUGGAACCUGGCUUUCUCCAUUGUGGGGUUGGUCAUUUUGGCUAUAGGAAUCUGGGGUCUUUCAGACAAGGAAUCAUUGGCCAAUGAACAGAUAACUCAUUUGGGCAGUGACCCAAUGCUCUUUUUUGUAUUAGCGGGCCUGGCAGCCAGCGCUAUGUCUCUGUUGGGUUGUACAGGAGCCCUCAUCGAGAACACCUGCCUCCUGAAAUGUUUCUCUGCAGGCAUCAUCACCUUUGUAGUCCUGGAAACUGUUGGUGGAAUUAUUCUUUUUUCACUGAGAAACCAAAUCAAGGCCUCCUUGCAAAAUUCCCUCAUGGUGGCAGUGCAGCGGUAUCAGGAUGAUCUAGAUCUACAGUUCAUUAUGGAUGAAAUUCAGACAGGCUUACAGUGCUGUGGAGUCGAGUCUUACCUAGACUGGAAAACAAAUCUGUAUUUUAACUGCAGUUCCCCAGGUGUGCAAGCCUGCGGUGUCCCAGCUUCCUGCUGCCUGGAUCCACGGGAGAAUGGCACCAUCCCAAAUUCCCAGUGUGGCUUUGGUGCUCUGGCCCUGGAGGAGUUUGUGGCUCAAAGCACCAUCUAUCUUGGAGGCUGCGUUCCCCAGCUGAGCAGAUGGCUUAAUAAUCAUGCAGGAGCAAUUGCCUCUUAUUUUGUGUUUCUGAUUCUGAUUGAAGUAGGAAGCUUAUUACUGGCCACUAAGCUCCUAGCAGGCAUUGCCUUUGCUACAGCUCAGGAUGACAGUAGGGGGGAGGGAACAUUUUGGCCCUCUUCUUCUUACCAGGGACAAAGGGGAUUUUAUUCCUGAUCCUUUGAGCAUAGCAAAUCUAGAAUACUGCAGAAGCCCUAUUACCUUAUACUUAUUAAUUUCCCAGAGCAGGAUAUGAAGGACUGAAUUUUUCUUGCUUUUGCCUUUAUUGUCUCUGGCUAGAAUUAAUUCUGUUCCUUCCUUCCAGCUAUUUUCUCUUUCAUCAAUGUUACAUUUUCAUUCUGUACACUACCCCUUAGGGAUUGGAAAGGUUUUGUAGUACAGAAUCUCAUGACCUGGCCUUCAUUGCUGGAGAAUCUUUUAUAACCAAGCAGCUUCCCUACAAAUUAAUUUUCCAUCAUUUUUUUGAAUGCCAGUUUUAGAAAUG
Anolis sagrei ordinatus is the source of this 1501-nucleotide messenger RNA. It is a transcript of the gene TSPAN10, whose product is annotated as tetraspanin 10. Gene Ontology annotation, cellular component: plasma membrane. NCBI's taxonomy places the organism in Eukaryota, Metazoa, Chordata, Lepidosauria, Squamata, Anolidae. The record is from RefSeq and is a predicted model, not a curated record.